Messenger RNA from Ostrea edulis (European flat oyster), 771 nucleotides. RefSeq lists its product as uncharacterized. Gene Ontology annotation, biological process: DNA integration. The record is from RefSeq and is a predicted model, not a curated record. The transcript has a single exon. Gene Ontology annotation, molecular function: nucleic acid binding. The coding region runs from base 1 to 771 and encodes 256 amino acids. Lineage: Eukaryota; Metazoa; Mollusca; Bivalvia; Ostreida; Ostreidae.
AUGGACCAAGACAUUGAACAGUGGAGCAAAUCUUGUUAUGGCUGUCAGUUAGUAUUGCAACCUGAAAAGGUGGAGCCAAUGCACAUUCCAUGGGAGCAUUUAGCAGCUGAUUUCCUAGGACCGUUGCUAUCCGGAGAUUACAUUUUUACUAUAGUAGAUUAUUAUUCCAGAUGGAUUGAUUUGGCUGUUAUGAAAUCUACAACGGCAGAGAAAUUGGUGGAGGUGUUGACACAGAUUUUCAGUACACAUGAGUUACCUGUUUCUAUAACAAUAGACAAUGGACCACAAUUUGUUAGUGAAUUUUUCAAAACAUAUUGUGAAACUAAUGGAAUCAUCCAUAGGAGGACGACCCCAUUGUGGCCACAGGCCAAUGGAGAAAUAGAACGUCAAAACAGAUCAAUAUUGAAGAGACUGAAGAUUGCACAAGCAGAGAAGAAAGACUGGAAAUCCGAACUUCUGACUUAUUUGUUGAUGUAUCGUUCAUCACCACAUACAACAACAGGAGUGUAUCCGGCUGAGUUGUUGUUCCGCCGUGUUAUUCGUACAAAAUCACCAGAUAUUCACAAGUACAGUGAGACAGAUUCUACAGUUAGAGAUAGAGAUACAGAGAAGAAGGCUAAAGGGAAAAUGUAUUCUGAUGCUAAGAGAAGAGCUAUAACUAGUGACAUAAAACCUGGUGAUCUCACUUUGAUGAAGAAAAACAAGGAAAACAAGCUAUCAGCAACAUAUCAUAGUGAUCCAUUCAAAGUUGUCGAGAAAAAAUGGGAAUAG